Molecule: messenger RNA, 1698 nt
Organism: Candidula unifasciata
Lineage: Eukaryota; Metazoa; Mollusca; Gastropoda; Stylommatophora; Geomitridae
Source: the annotation of a GenBank genome assembly
AUGGAUCCCAGGCAAACGACAGAGCGAGAUUUUGAUCAUCAGGAAGUUAAUGGGACCCAUUCUUCACUAUUGCAUAUUGGAAUAAUUGCGUCUGCCCGGGAGGAAGAGGAGAGCCGCGUUUGCUCACGGCUGAAGAUUUGUUUCCAGUCAUGUACACGACCAUGCCUGGCAAAGUCUCACCCACUUCCAUACAAUGCAGGCUGCUGUCGCAAGUUCUGGGACAAUUUUCUCUGUCCUCCACACUCUCGUAUGGCAGCAGUCAUAUUCAUUAUUUGCUUCUCUGCAUCUGCGUGGACAGCUCUGUAUUCUAUGACAGAUAAAGAAGCUUUGCCCGGUGGAAAUCUUUUUUCCCUCCUGGUUCUUUUUGUAGCUUGCUGGUGUGGUGGUUAUCUAGUGGGGUUGGUACGUUUACCCCCGCUGCUUGGUAUGUUGUUGGUGGGAGGUGCAUUAGGUAAUGUCCCAUACAUUGCUGUUGCCAAAGAUAUUGAUCCCUCAUGGUCUUCUAGCUUGAGACAGAUAGCUCUGACCAUCAUCCUGACUCGUGCAGGUUUAGGUUUGGACCCUCAAGCUCUGCGCCGCUUAUCGUUUGUUGUGUUGAGGCUGGCAUUUCUUCCGUGUCUGGCAGAAACUUUGGUGGAUGGCAUUGCUUGUCAUCUGAUCCUGGGCUUCCCCUGGCCUUGGGCGUUUAUGCUGGGGUUUGUGAUAGCAGCAGUCUCACCAGCUGUUGUUGUGCCGUCUCUUCUAGGUCUGUCUGACCGAGGCUUCGGUAUUGACAAGGGAAUACCCACUCUUAUUAUAGCAGCGGCCAGUGUUGAUGAUGUGUUGGCUAUUACAGGGUUUGGUGUUCUGCUGGGCAUCAGUUUUUCAUCAGGAAACAUUGUGUGGACCUUGUUCAAGGGCCCUUUGGAGGCACUUGCGGGAGUGGCAUGUGGUGUUGUUGGUGGAAUCCUCAUGUGGUAUAUACCUCAGAGGUCUAGCAAAAAUCACUUGUUGUUCCGAUCAACCUUGCUCAUGGUUCUGAGUCUGAUGUUCCUCUUUGGAAGUAACAAACUCAACUGGGCAGGAGCAGGCCCACUGGCUUCCCUUACUUUACCUUUUAUUGCUGCUUUGAGGUGGAGAGCGGAGUUAAAGAGUGGCGAACAGAACCCUGUAGAUGAUGUUGUUGGCGUACUUUGGAUGAUGUUUCAACCUCUCUUGUUUGGAUUAAUUGGUGCAGAAGUGGAUGUGACCUCACUGGAUGGUAGUUUAGUAGGUUUUGGGAUUGCUGUGUUAGGUAUAGGAUUGUUCUUCCGAGGGAUAGUCUCGUUCCUGUCAGUUUUCGGCACAAAUCUCACCCUCAGAGAGAAGCUUUUCAUUCCGUUUGCUUGGUUACCAAAGGCUACUGUCCAGGCUGCUAUUGGUGCUGUUGCAUUGGACACUGCAAUGGCAAAAGGAGACGAGGAUCUUAUAAGCCUUGGAAAGCAGAUUCUCAACCUGGCAGUCUUGUCCAUUAUCCUGACUGCUCCACUGGGAUCCCUACUGAUUGCCAUCCUAGGACCGCUACUUCUGAACAAAUCUGCCACCUUUAGAGACUCCACAGUUCUAGUUCCUGGUUAUGAUGACUGUGUUGAUGAUCAAGAAUUAGGGAAUAGAGUGAUGCAAGACAAGAAUAAUUUAGAGAAUAUAGAAGAGAGGAACAGAGCAUCAAGUCACCACUGA